GUUCAUCACGUGACUCGAGUCUUGUGACAGUGCGGCGAGCAGGAAAAACCGUCGCUCGAGUUUGAUAAGGAGUUUCAGUCGAAAAGUCGUCCAGAUUUCUCUCAUAAGCGAGAGAAAUAAAGAAAAGUUCGCUAUGGCUCAUCUUUAGGACCAUUGGCCGUCUUAAUAAUCAUUCCUGUCCCUCGCACAGAGCUGGCUGACGUCGCGUGGGGAGAGUGGAGGAACUUUCGGUUUGAUCUUUGUUUUGGUUUGUGUUUGCUAGUUCAGUGAUCGUCCACUUUAAAGGAGCUCGGGGAGAUUUUGUGUUAGUUUGCUGAAGUGCACAGCACGCCUCAGACCGAGUAUGGAUACUAAACCUCUUCUCCAGGACAGACCUCCAGCCUACAACACAGUCCCGGCUGCCUACGACUACGGCUCGGUCCCCGCGGCGGGCUUCCAGGCUCCGGCCCCGCCGCCCUACCAAGGUUUCCCAGCAGCAUCCUCAGGUUUCCCAGCAGCCUCCUCAGGUUUCCCAGCAGCCCCGGGUCCGGCCACCAGCCAGCCAGCCUACACCAACACCUACACCAUCGUGCAGCCCUCCGUGGUGGUGGUGGGGGGGUGUCCGGCCUGCAGGGUCGGCGUGCUGGAGGAAGAUUUCACCUGUCUGGGAAUCAUGUGUGCCAUAUUCUUCUUUCCUCUGGGAAUUCUCUUCUGCCUGGCCCUGCGUCAGAGGAGAUGUCCAAACUGUGGAGCCACAUUCGGCUAGAGGGACCAAAACCCUGUCGUCUUCGUUGUCGUCUUUUUAACUCAGUUUUACGCAUCAGCAUCGUUUAUUUGUAAUCACUGCACACGAAUAAUGCCAAACGUCGCUUGAAUGACAGAUCACAGUAGUAACCAGCCACAAACUCUUCGAUUAAUACAAGAUGUGCAUGUGACGGGCUGUCCUUGUUUUUUGUUUUUACAUGCCUCGCAAGCACUAUUUGCUGAUUGUUUUUGUUCUUUAUAUAAAAUCUUAAUGCAGUCAUCUAAUCACUAGUGCCUUUAUGACGGCAGAGAAAGCAUAAACUAAACGAGCCGGGACUCACUGAGGGUAAAACCCCACACCACUCUGAACAAACGCAGAGGAACAGUGUGUGUGUUUGUGUUGAUUUGAAUUCCAUCACAGAACGUUUGCUCUCGUGUCUAGAAGUAAGCAUUUCUGUCGUUCAUUUUGUUUCUGUUGACUAUAAUAUGCUCCCUGAUCAGUCACAUCUUGAGUCGAGAUCAAAAAGCAUUUUCUGUAUUCAUUUUGAUUUAAAAAAACAAACAGUUAUUUGUAUAUCUUUGAUUCCUGAAUCAGUUUUAGACAACGCUCUUUCCGGAUAGAGUCUGUUAUUUUGGGGGCCAUGUUUUCAUCGAAUCUGUGUUAAUAAGUGCUGGGUUUUCUGAAAGCGUGUCCGAGGGUAAAUAUGCAGUUACGUUUCACUCACUGGACCUCAGCCAUAUCCAGGUUGAACUGAAACCUGCAAUAAACAAGGGAAGCUGGCGUCCAGACAAUGUGAAAUGUCACCCGAGGACAAAGCUUUGUUUCUUCCAGCGACCGACAAUCUCGGACGCGUCUGGUGUGAUUUAAUUCAUGAUGUACUCGUAUUAUACACGCUAUGAGUUUUUCUACAUUGAGAGAUUGUAAAUAAAUUCUACUAGUGUUGCUUUU
This is a messenger RNA of Carassius auratus (goldfish), 1672 nucleotides long. RefSeq names its product brain protein I3-like. NCBI's taxonomy places the organism in Eukaryota, Metazoa, Chordata, Actinopteri, Cypriniformes, Cyprinidae. The record is from RefSeq and is a predicted model, not a curated record. Bases 344 to 745 code for a protein of 133 amino acids. The transcript has 3 exons.